Messenger RNA from Raphanus sativus (radish), 1729 nucleotides. RefSeq names its product G-type lectin S-receptor-like serine/threonine-protein kinase At4g11900. NCBI's taxonomy places the organism in Eukaryota, Viridiplantae, Streptophyta, Magnoliopsida, Brassicales, Brassicaceae. The transcript has 8 exons. Gene Ontology annotation, molecular function: protein kinase activity; ATP binding. Gene Ontology annotation, biological process: protein phosphorylation. The record is from RefSeq and is a predicted model, not a curated record. Bases 15 to 1556 code for a protein of 513 amino acids.
GUGGUCAUACCAACAUGAACACCUUAAAGGGGAAGAAGCUGUUCUUCAUAUCCACCUACGGAUUCUUGAUGAUGUUCUUGCCUCUACAAGUUUCUUAUUCAAGUGACACAAUAUUAACAAAUCAGUCUCUUUCAGGAUUUGAGACCAUUGUCUCGAGGAAUGGGGUCUUCGAACUCUGUCUCUUCUCACCAGGCUACUGUUACUGCAAGGCCUAUGCAUACAAUGGAGACCGGUGCUUGAUUUGGACCAGUGAUGACAUCUUUAAUCUGCAACAACUUGAUGCAAAUAACAGCGAGGGUAGGACGUUUUAUGUCAGGCUUUUUUACUCGGACAGCAUCUCAAAGGACAUCUCAAACGAAGGAAGAAGAAAUCAUCAUGAAGUCGGACCCGUCUUGUUUGCCGUUUUAGUACCAUUAAUAGGAGUAGCUACACUAUCCAUUAGUUUGUAUUGUUACUACUUUUCAUCUCCACCAAGAAGCAAAAGAGCGCAAAAAGACAAAGAACAGAGUAAAAAGAUACUUGAAGGAGGCAUAAUUGAUGGAGAAGAUAAUGAUGGAGGACAGAUGUUACACAUUACUUUGCAUGAUCUAAUGGCUGCAACAAAUGGUUUCUCAGAGGAAAACAAGUUAGGAGAAGGUGGUUUUGGUCCGGUCUACAAGGGAAAUCUACCAAACGGCAUUGAUGUGGCGAUCAAAAGGCUAUCUCAUAAGUCAAGCCAGGGUCUGAUAGAGUUCAAGAACGAAGUGGUUUUGAUCAUAAAACUUCAACAUAAGAACCUUGUGAAGCUUUUAGGAUAUUGCGUGGAUGGAGAGGAGAAACUCCUUAUCUACGAGUACAUGUCUAAUAAGAGCCUUGAUGCUUUACUCUUUGACACUCUUAAAAGCAAGGAACUGGAUUGGGAGAAGCGUAUGAAAAUAAUAAUUGGGACGACAAAAGGACUUCAGUAUCUGCAUGAGGACUCACGUCUCAAGAUCAUCCAUAGAGAUCUUAAGGCAAGCAACAUUCUUCUCGACGAUGAGAUGACUCCUAAGAUCUCCGAUUUUGGAACCGCUAGGAUCUUUGGUUGCAAACAGAUCGAUGACAGCACCCAAAGAAUUGUCGGAACAUUCGGCUACAUGUCACCGGAAUAUGCCUUAGGCGGAAUGAUUUCAGAGAAAUCGGAUAUUUAUAGCUUUGGAGUAUUGCUUUUAGAGAUCGUAUCAGGCAAAAAGGCAACGAGGUUUGUUCACGACAGAACACACAGCAUUAUCGCUUAUGCAUGGGGAUCUUGGUGUGAUACAAAAGGUGUAAGCAUCAUAGAUGAAUCUCUGGGAGAUUCAUAUUCUUUAAAAGAAGUGAUGCGGUGCGUUCACAUCGCUCUUCUUUGCGUUCAAGAUCAUCCUAAAGACAGACCCACGAUUUCACAAAUUGUUUAUAUGCUGAGCAACGAUCACGAUCUCAGGGUUCCAAUACAGCCAACAUUCACAAACGUUUUGAACUGCAAUCAGGUGUUACCACCAUCUGACUAUGUAUUCUCUAUUAACGAAGCUACGCAAUCAACAAUGGAAGGACGAUGAAAACUUGGUAAAUGCUGUUUAAGAGAGAUUGAAUCUGAUUCAACUUGAAAUUAUGUUAUUUUUUCUCCUUAAAGUUAUAUACAUUUGGUUCAAGUGUAACUCCAUUGUUCAGGGGGUAUCGAAACAUGUAACAUGACAAUUAGAUACAACACACAAAAAUUGUUACAUGUUCA